Messenger RNA from Aureobasidium pullulans EXF-150, 2651 nucleotides. RefSeq lists its product as uncharacterized. NCBI's taxonomy places the organism in Eukaryota, Fungi, Ascomycota, Dothideomycetes, Dothideales, Saccotheciaceae. The coding region runs from base 5 to 2512 and encodes 835 amino acids. The transcript has a single exon. The record is from RefSeq and is a predicted model, not a curated record.
AGCCAUGCCUAGCAACGAAGAAUUGUUGAUUACUCGAGUCGACGAAUUGACGAAGGAGCUGAGCUAUGUCAUCGAAGAACGAGAUGCUGCAGACGACGAGCUCAACCGGUACGAUACCAGUCGAGAGAUUAUUGCAAAGGUCUUGAGCAAGGCCAAAUCCACCGCCGAUCGAUCACAUGUCAUUCGACUGCAAUUAUGGACAAUGCUCGGCCAAAAACAAGCCGAAAUCGAAAGGCAAGAGUCUGACGGAGUAAAUGCAACCAGCAUUCAACGGUCAAUCUGUCGCUCUUCUCGAAUCAAGAUAUCAGGAUACCGCGAGAUCUUAGCCAACAAACAGGUUGAGAUCGAAGAUUUGAAAGCCUCGUUCGACCGUCAGACUGAUGCUCUUGGACUGGAACAAGAACGAGUUCGGCAACUCGAAAUCAAACUGGAGACGGCCAAGCAAGAAAAUGAGUCGUUUAUCUUGGAGGCAAACAUUAUCAUCAAUCAACAAAUGGAAGAGAUAUCGAAAGGACACCAGCUCUUUGAUGACUUGCUCGAAAGGACAAAUACGAUUAUAGGCCAUCAUAACAAGAAUCUGAACGAUACGAAGAAGAGGCACCGAAAGCUCAGACGGAGUUUUAGAUCCAAGAUUGUCAGCCUUGAGUCGAAGCAUUCCGAGGUCUGCCGUGAGAAAGAGUCGGAAUUUCUCGACCAAAUGGGUGAAUUGACAGCGGAGAUUGAAGCCUGGAAAGAUGAUACCGGAAAGAUCGAUCGAUUGACCAAAGAAAGAGAUGACGCCCGUAAGAACGCCAAACUCUAUGUUGAGCGAGAGAGGCUGGUAGACGGUCAUCAGCUGAACUUCACAUUGUCGAGCCGCAACCAUUACAAAGAACAGAUCGACGCUCUGGAAUCUCAUUUCGGCUCGAAUUAUGCCGAGCAGAUCAAUCGCCUCGAACAAGGAUACGACGCAUGUAUGUCGGUCAUGGAAUCGUUGGAAUCGCAGCUUGGAGUUAAUUACCAAUAUGCAAUCGAUGAGAUGUGUGGUAUCAUCCAACACUUGAAGCGGAGAUUCGGCGAAGAAUACCUGAAUAGGAUUUCCGAGAUCGUUGAGAUCAACAGAUCUCGAAGUUCAGACCUGAGAGGCCUGGAGUUGCGUUUCGGACCAGAUUAUAUUACCAGGAUACAUGGCAUGCAUGACACCGACCGAGAGCUGAGAAAGAUGUUUGGCGAUGACAUAUUGGGUAAAAUUGCCGACCUUAUCGAAAGCAACACCAGUCAACGCGCGGAGAUGAUCACACAGAAGGCGAAUUGGACCAAGGAGGCCAAGAGAAUUGAGCAAGAGAGGCAGAAAAAGGAGCAAAGCGAGAAAGAUGAUAGAGAAGUCACAAGAGCAAUGCAAGAGAAAGAGCAGAAAGAAAGGUCGAACGAAGAAAUUGUCAGAACAAACCAUGAAAAGGAGGAGGAGAAACAGAAGAUCAUCAAGACUAAAAACGAACAAAUAUCAGCACUACAAGAGGACAAAGCAAGACUUAUCGAAGAACUGGCUCGAAGAGAGCCGAUCGCCUCGAAAACUUCGACUGGAGCCAGACGAGACACUGUCCUGGCACAGUUCAUCGAUGAGAAUGAGACUCGAGACUCUCCUGUCCAGCCGGAAAAACGAAUCGACCUGAAAGACAGUCGCGCUGAGUCUCGCCUGAGAGAAGCAACGUUUGACUUCUCGUUGGUAAUCGAGGAUGAUCGUCCAGAUGCCGCCUGUUCGCCGAUUCAUAAAUUCCGUACCGUAUCAUCUUCGAAUGAAAUCGAAGUCGAAGAAGACUCUCGGCCGUCGGUCGAUGUGAUGCAACAAGAUGCAUCACCCACAGUCGUGAAAGACGACGACGUCAGACAUGUCGAUCAAGAUGAUAUUGAACGAGAGAACACGGUGAGGAUGACCGAAAGUCUACCACGUCACGAGCAAGAUACGGUUAUGCAGAGCAUCGAAGAGACUCCGCCUGUAGACGCCGCCAAAGAAUCCAGCGAAGGACCACUGAGAUCGCGCGGCAAGAAACGACAGGCGGUCGACUCGGCUUCGAUCGCGAUGACGAGGCCACGUCGUCAAAAGACAGUGAAAGUCGAGGCAGUCUCCGCCGAACUUGGAUCCGACUUCAUCUUUACCGAAGACAAAUUGACGAAAAGCGACGGUUCGGCGCUCGAAGCAUCAACACAGGCGGCAUGGAAUCAACAGGUGGUGCAGUUCGCCGACAUGACCGGCAAUACCGGCAUGAAUUGGCAGGAUAUUCGAAGUUCGUCGAACUGUGUCAAGGGAGUGAUAAAGGACACGAAGGCGGCAUGGACGAUCGAUGAGCCUAUGCAGUACGCAUGCAGGUCUUGCGCAAACACGAACACGUUCUGUGUUGUCUGGAACAGCGUCCUGUCGAGCUUUGUCGUUCUCCCUCUCCCACGGGACGUGUCUGGAGACGGACCAGCGUUGUUCAUCAGUGGAUCAAAGAAGACUUUGAGCAGAAGUAGCAAAUCUUGGCCCCAGAAAUGAAGUCGAUCGAGUGAGGCUCGGCCAUCGGACAAGCAGAAAGAGAGGUCACGAAAUUGUUGAUAUGCGUAUAAGCUUACCUACUUUGAACAUAUCUAUUGGUAUGAAACUAUACAUGAGAUUCACAGAUGCAAGAGCGAGU